CUGUCGUCUGUCAAAAAAAUUAUAUACUAGUACUUUCUUCAGUUAUUGCAAAUGAGUAAAUGUAUGUUCUCCUUAAAUUGGAUUAAAGUAGUGUUUAAGAAAAUUAUAUCAGAGAAAAAGUGAUAAUUGUGUUAUUAAAAAAGGAAAAAUGGCUACUCUCGGAGGCUCCUCCUGGGAAGAGCUUCGUAAACAGGCUCGGACACUAGAAAAUGACAUAGACAUGAAACUGGUGGCGUUCAGCAAGCUGGGCAUCAGCCCUGUAACCUCAGGUCUCAGCUCCGAGACGGUGCCGCUCAUAAACAGCGAGGACAUGUUUGAUACCAUGUCUAUGGAGCUACAGCAGUUGUUGAAUAAGCUAUCAUCAAUAAACGACAAAAUGGGUGAAAUAGCCCCGAAUAGCACGGCAACAAUGCACACUAUCAAGAGGCACAGGGAAAUCCUUAUGGACUACCAGCAAGAGUUCUCCAAAACCUCAGCGCGAGUGAGCGCGAGGCGAGAACGUGAAGAAUUACUGCGAGGCUCGAGUCCGCCUCCCGCCGCCGGCCUCAGCCGCCGCGACCAGUACACCAAGGAGGCCAACCAUCUGCACAGUUCCCACAUACUAGUGGACGAGCAGAUCAACAUAGCGAUGGAGGCGCGGGAGCACCUCACCUCGCAGCGGCAGACCUUCAAGAGGAUGCAGACCAGGUUCAACGACAUCACCAACAGGUUCCCAAUGCUGAACAGCCUGAUGUACCGAAUAAACGCGCGGAAGCGGCGCGACUCCCUCAUAGUGGGCAUCGUGGUCGCAAUCUGCACAUUCUUGAUGCUGCUCUACGCGUUCCACUGAUUAUACUGUUUACGCACAAAAUGUUACACACAAAUUGAAAGGGGCUACUUACACUUCAA
Molecule: messenger RNA, 888 nt
Organism: Cydia pomonella (codling moth)
Lineage: Eukaryota; Metazoa; Arthropoda; Insecta; Lepidoptera; Tortricidae
Gene: Gos28
Product: Golgi SNAP receptor complex member 1
Exons: 6
Coding region: 149-829 (226 amino acids)
Biological process (GO): vesicle fusion; endoplasmic reticulum to Golgi vesicle-mediated transport
Cellular component (GO): Golgi membrane; cis-Golgi network; SNARE complex
Molecular function (GO): SNAP receptor activity
Source: RefSeq, a predicted model, not a curated record